AUGAUGUCCAGCUCGCAGAGCAGUCUGCGCCAGCGGAGUGUCCCUGGUUCCGCCAAAAAGAAAGGCAAUAGCCCUGCUGAUACCGACACCGAGCUCGAUGACCUUUCCAAAUCAAAGACGCUUGUUGCAACGGGAGGCUCUGAGACGGAUUACAAGAUCGGCUUUGUUGUCAUUACCAUCCUAGCUUUUAUUUCUAGAUUCUGGGGUAUCAGCCAUCCAAACGAGGUCGUCUUCGAUGAAGUCCACUUCGGCAAAUUCGCCUCAUACUACCUCGAGAGAACCUACUUCUUCGAUGUCCACCCACCGUUCGGAAAGCUUCUCUUCGCCCUUAUGGGAUGGCUAGUGGGCUACGAUGGCCACUUCCACUUCGACAACAUCGGCGAUUCCUACAUAGCGAAUAAAAUCCCCUACGUGGCUUUCCGCGCCUUACCCGCCAUCCUUGGUUCGUUAACGGUCUCGGUGACAUACCUUAUCAUGUGGGAGUCGGGCUAUAGUCUGCCAGCUUGCGUUGUCGCCGCCGGUCUUAUCCUGCUAGACAAUGCCCACAUUGGUCAGACCCGACUGAUUCUGCUUGAUGCAACCCUUGUGUUUGCUAUGGCGUGCAGUCUACUCUUUUACAUCAAGUUUUAUAAGUUGAGGCACGAUCCUUUCAGCCGCAAGUGGUGGAAGUGGUUGAUUUUGACUGGCUUUGCGCUUUCAUGCGACAUCUCCACCAAAUACGUCGGCCUCUUCGCCUUUGUUACCAUUGGCUCUGCGGUCAUCAUUGACCUUUGGGAAUUGCUCGAUAUCAAACGACCCGGUGGUGCAUUGACCUUGCGAGAAUUUGCCUACCAUUUCGGAGCUCGUGCGCUUGGGUUGAUCGUCAUUCCGUUCCUAUUUUACUUAUUCUGGUUCCAGGUUCACUUCGCGAUUUUGACGCGCUCUGGCCCCGGUGAUGACUUCAUGACCCCUGAAUUCCAGGAGACGCUAUCAGACAAUGUAAUGCUUGCAAACUCAUUGAAUAUCGAUUACUAUGAUACCAUCACCAUCCGCCACAAGGAGACCAAGGCGUACCUACACAGCCAUGACGUCAAAUACCCCCUCCGCUACGAUGAUGGGCGCGUCUCUAGUCAGGGCCAACAAGUGACUGGAUAUCCGUAUAAUGACACUAACAACUACUGGCAAAUUCUCCCAGUUACCGAGGACCACCAGAUGGGCCGCAACGUUAAGAACCAUGAACUCGUCAGGCUACGACAUCUGGUGACGGAUACCAUCUUGUUGUCUCAUGAUGUCGCUUCUCCCUCGUACCCAACCAACCAAGAGUUUACCACUGUGUCCCUGGCUGAUGCAUAUGGAAGUCGCGCGGCGGACACCCUUUUCGAGAUCAGGAUCGAACAUGGCAAGCAAAACCAGGAGUUCAAGAGUAUUUCCAGUCACUUCAAGCUCAUCCACAACCCUAGCAAAGUAGCCAUGUGGACCCACUCGAAGCCUCUACCUGACUGGGGUCACAAGCAGCAGGAGAUCAACGGAAAUAAGCAAAUCCCCCCCAGCUCUAAUGUUUGGUUGGUAGAAGAUAUUCCGUCAGUCCCGGCAGAUUCUCCUCGCCGACAGAGGGAAGAGCGUCAAGUCAAGACGCUUCCUUUCCUCAGAAAAUGGUUCGAGCUGCAACGUGCGAUGUUCUGGCACAACAACCAGUUGACUAGCAGCCAUCCUUAUGCCAGCCAGCCCUACCAGUGGCCAUUUUUGUUGAGAGGUGUCAGUUUCUGGACCCAGGUUGACACUCGCCAGCAAAUCUACUUCGUAGGCAACCCUAUUGGUUGGUGGAUUGCUAGCAGUUUGAUCGCCGUCUACGUUGGUAUCGUGGGCGCUGACCAAGUCUCCAUACGCCGCGGAAUUGAUGCGUUAGACCAUCGUACCCGUUCUCGCCUCUAUAACUCCACCGGAUUCUUUUUCCUGGCUUGGGCUACCCACUACUUUCCUUUCUACCUCAUGGGACGCCAACUUUUCUUGCACCAUUAUCUACCUGCUCAUCUUGCGUCAUGCCUCAUCGUCGGUGCUCUACUUGAAUUUGUCUUCAACGCCGAGCCAUCUAUCGAGGAGCCGACCUACCAGGAGGUCAAGUCGGGCAAGAAGCGUGCUCCGGGCCCCAAGCGACACAUUACUGCCGGAGAGCGGUUCGCCGGACAGAGUAUGGCCCCUGCUUGGAUCGCAUGUGGUGUUAUUCUAGCAGUGGCCGCUGCUGGCUGGUACUUCUUCUUGCCUCUGACUUACGGUUACCCUGGCCUCAGCGUCGACGAGGUUAACCGACGCAAGUGGCUCGGAUAUGAUCUCCACUUUGCCAAAUAA
Molecule: messenger RNA, 2325 nt
Organism: Hypoxylon fragiforme
Lineage: Eukaryota; Fungi; Ascomycota; Sordariomycetes; Xylariales; Hypoxylaceae
Product: glycosyltransferase family 39 protein
Exons: 3
Coding region: 1-2325 (774 amino acids)
Biological process (GO): protein O-linked glycosylation via mannose
Cellular component (GO): membrane; endoplasmic reticulum
Molecular function (GO): dolichyl-phosphate-mannose-protein mannosyltransferase activity
Source: RefSeq, a predicted model, not a curated record